UUGUCAAAAACAACUCAUAUUUUUAUAUUAAAUAUUUUAUUAUUUUUAUAUUAUGACGUCGAAAUUCAUAAUGUACAUUCAUAUUAUAAUUUAUAUUUCAAUAUGGGCGAUACCUAUAUUAACUGAGCCAAUUCCACGUUUAGAAUGGAGCGAAUAUGGAAAGUUACAAAAUGCAAUGAAUAAUUUUAUUGUAAACAAACAAAUUACAUUGGACAAUUUUGUAAAAGCUUUGAAAAAAUGUGGAAGUAAAUACGAUGAUUUCAGGAAUAAAUGGAUUAUUUCUAAAUGUGAAGGUAAUCGAAUGUUGAAUGUAGAACCACUUUUAUCAUUAGCAACUGAUAAUUAUGGAGGUCAGCAAAUAAAAAAAAUUGCCACAACUUUUAAAGCUUUGGAUAGUAAUAAUGAUGUUUGUGCGAUACCUACAUUCGCCAAUCCAAUUUCAAGUUCAGAAUUGAAUGAAUACGUACAGUUACAGUAUGCAAUGGAUGAUUAUAUUGUAAAUAAACAAAUUACACUGGACAAUUUUAUAAAAGCUUUGGAAAAAUGUGGAAGUAAAUAUGAUGACUUUAAAAAUAAAUGGAUUAAAUCUGGACCCACAGAUGAACGAUUGUUGAAUGUAGAACCACUUUUAUCAUUAGCAACUGAUAAUUAUGAAGGUCAGCUAAAAAAAAAAAUUGCCACAACUUUCAAUGCUUUGGAUAGUAAUAAUGAUGGUAAAAUUGCCGUUUUAGAUGGUUGCAUUUUAUGUUUACUCUGUAAUAUUCCUUUAAUAAAAUAUCUCCGUUUUACACAUAUCGACAGAGCAAGCUUAGAUUUUUUAGUAGAAAAAAAUAUUAUUAAAAUUGGUGAUAACGGUAGAUUUGCUCUACGGCAAGAUAUGAAUAAAUAAUUUAUAUAUAUUUUUUAAUUACACAUAUUUCUAUAGUAAUUA
Molecule: messenger RNA, 931 nt
Organism: Daktulosphaira vitifoliae (grape phylloxera)
Lineage: Eukaryota; Metazoa; Arthropoda; Insecta; Hemiptera; Phylloxeridae
Exons: 6
Coding region: 53-889 (278 amino acids)
Source: RefSeq, a predicted model, not a curated record